UGGCGGCUGUGGGCCAUGUGGCGCAGGCCUUAUGUCUUUCGCGGACCUAAAGAUGCCAUCUGAGAACAUUAACAUCAGCAUCAACGGCACCAGGGAGUCGAUGAAAUCCAACAUGAAGUUAUCCCAAACACUACAUGGAAUCUAUGAUGAUGCGUCAACUAGUGGGCCACAUGGGAUGUGUGACAUCUUUGAUGGGAGGUGGGUCUAUGAUCCAACGGCUUAUCCUCUUUACCAAGCAACGCAAUGCCCGUUCCUCAGCGAUCAAGUGAGUUGUCAGAAGAACGGACGGCCAGAUUCCGAGUACGAGAAUUGGAAGUGGGAAGCCAGGAAGUGUAACAUUCCUAGGUUUGAUGGGAGGGAAAUGCUAGAGAGAUGGAGAGGAAAGCGUAUAAUCAUCGUAGGAGACUCGCUCAACAGGAACCAAUGGGAAUCUCUCUCUUGCCUCCUCUACUCCGUACUCCCUCCCACACGUGUCUACGUCAACGUGCGACGAGCUGUAUACAAGGUCUUCCGAGCCAUGGACUACAAUUGUACGGUCGAGUUUUUUUGGAGCCCAUUUCUUGUCCAAAUGGAGGAAUUGAAACAGAAAGUGAUGAAGCUGGACACUAUUUCAGCCUCGGCCCAGCAAUGGAGAGGGGCAGAUAUCAUGGUUUUCAACACCGGUCAUUGGUGGGUCCACCGUGGGAAGCUGAAAGCGUGGGAUUUCUUCGAGAAUGAAGGGAAGCUGGUAGAGAAUAUGGAGGUGGAAACGGCGUACGAGAUAGCCAUGAAAACGUGGGCCCACUGGAUUGAUCACAACGUGGACCCUGCUAAUACAACUGUCUUUUUCAGAAGCAUCUCACCUGAGCAUAAAAGGGGGAAACAAUGGUGCUACAACCAAACGCAACCAAUCAUGGACAAAUCCUAUGUGAACCACUAUCCCAAGCGCAUGAUAGGAAUAGCAGAGAGUAUACUUGGAGAGAUGAAAAUACCAGUCAGGUACUUGAACAUCACAAAGCUAUCCGAGUACCGAAGAGAUGCCCACGCUGCACUGUACACGGCAAGGCAAGGAAAGCCACUGACGGAGGAGCAGAGAAGACAGCCCAAGGCCCAUGCCGACUGCAGCCACUGGUGCCUGCCUGGCCUGCCGGAUACAUGGAACACACUAAUGUACGCCUCUACCGUCCUUGAAACAUCUGAAGAGAUUUUAUAGUCUCUCUCUCUCUCUCUCUCUCUCUCUCUCUCUCUCAUUAAACCACCCACCAUCCAUUCAUUUUGGUGGGGCUACCCUGUUUGCUAAUCAUUUUUCUUUGUUCAUAUGAAGUCAUGACACAUGCGAUAUAGAAUAUAGCUAGAAAUAUUUGAUCAAAUAUAUGAUCAAUGAAUUCCCUGAUGAAUGUGGACCAUCAGCUAAAGCAUUCAUUGGCAGACCACAAAAUGGACAGUUAAGAUAGCCUGAUAUGGGCAAUACUCAAUUACCCAUAAAUAAUGAUGUCCAUCAGAUGGAUGGUCCGGAUCAUCCAAAUGUAGGUUCAACCGGGUGUCCAUGUAAACCCAGGAAACUCCACCAAAUGGCAGAAUCAGACUAGCAAGUCCGCUAUUUUGUGUUAUUACCCUACAACGCUAGCACUGAAUCCGACUAGCAAGAGCUCAAGGAUAGUAGUUGCAAUUCCAAGUACAAUGCAGAAUGUAUCUAGCAAAAUCUACAAUGUCU
This is a messenger RNA of Magnolia sinica, 1693 nucleotides long. Its product is annotated as xylan O-acetyltransferase 1-like. The coding region runs from base 32 to 1192 and encodes 386 amino acids. The transcript is spliced from 5 exons. NCBI's taxonomy places the organism in Eukaryota, Viridiplantae, Streptophyta, Magnoliopsida, Magnoliales, Magnoliaceae. Gene Ontology annotation, cellular component: Golgi apparatus. The record is from RefSeq and is a predicted model, not a curated record. Gene Ontology annotation, molecular function: O-acetyltransferase activity.